AUGGGCGCGUGGAUGUCCUGGCUGAUCCUGUUACAGCUGUGGUCGUCGGUGCUUGUCCACGGCUACGACAACGUGGGAUUCGACGGCUGGUAUCAACCGGUUCCGCAUCGGCCGGUCGACAUCAUCACGGACGUUAUUAACGACCUAGGCGUGCGGAUUCUCCAGCAGUACACGGCGCACGGGAACGUUGCAUUCUCGCCAACGGGGGUUGGCUUCGUCCUGGCAGCGCUCUACGAGGGCUCUGCCGGCAGAGGAAGACAGCAGAUCGCCGAUGCCCUGGGUCUGCCUCGCGACAGGGACGUCACGAGGAUCGGUUUCAGAGACGUUCAUCGUAGAUUGAGAACGUAUCUGAACGCAGAUGGGUUCCUCGGAGGAUUGACGCUGAACCAAGAGAACACGAAACUGAGGGCAGAGUACGAGGAUAUUCUGAGGUUCUACGGGUUCAAUUUGUCUAUUCCCGAAGAGGAAACGGACGAGAGUACUAGUACUCCUUUGCAAGAAACGACCGAGGAAGCUACGACGGAAGUUAGGACACCAAUUUCUGAAGAAACUACUACAAUGCCUACCACCACUACCGUGCAAAGUUCCGAAACUAACGAGGAAACAAUGCCGACUACUAUGAUGGUUGAGAUGAUUGGAAUGACCUUGAACACCAUAGAUGCGCAGGACAAGUUGACACAGACUACUCCUGGUAACGGAAUUCUGGUGGACGAUGCUUCUACUACUAGUGCAAGUAUUACGUCAACAAUUCCUACUGCAACAACCACUCAACCCACGACAACUCCAGAAAUUUCGAGUUCAAUCACUUCGUCAACUUUGUCGACUACUACUACACCUAGUAUUACUAUUACUUCUACUACACAAGCUGCUACACUUGCUCCAGCUCCAACGAUGAUGGACGCAGUACCAGAAUCAACAACACCUAGCAGUCAGACAACAGAAUCUAUCGAACCACCUAUCCCAGAGUCAACGACCACGUCAACGAUGACAGCCACAAUUAUCACGACAUCGUCAACUAUUUCACCGAUCAACGUCACGGAAGCAGCUACUACCACGAGUUCAAUGAUCCCAACCCAAGCGGACGAGGCGUCUACUACUGUUGUGUCCACGAAUGGACCAGCAGCUGCCAAUGAGAAUACCGUUUCAACGGAUUCUCCGAACAAUCAGUCUAUCCCAACUGAGAUAGGAUCUACCGAUUUGCCAGUCACGACCACUGCCACAGGUGAAAUUGGCUCCACUGGACAGCUGACCACUGUAGGCGUGAUGAAUAGAAAGAAACGUAGCGUCAGGACCCCGAGGGGAUUCUUCUCCAGUUACCCAGACGAAGGAAUCUGGAUGCAAGAUCUAGGCAUCUGGAAGCCUUAUUCUCCCAGUUUGAACGAAGCCUCCGUCAGGGACUCAACCGAGAUAUCGUUCCUGGUGAACGGCUGCGACGUCUCUUCAGUAACUGCCUCCAGAUACUUCGCUGUUUUACCAUUUGCCUACUUCCCAUCGCUCCACGCUGUCGCCCUUGAAUUUCCUCUCGACGAUCCAAGGUAUAAUAUCCUGCUCAUGAUGGCCACAGACAGGAGGGAUACCUAUAGGCUGGCCAGAGACCUAGGGGGGAAGUCGCUCAGGCUAUUGCGGAAGCAGUUACAGGCGACUUGGGUCAGGGCCACCAUUCCGUCUUUCAUGUUACGUGGUUUCGUCACCUUGACGUCCUUUCUCCAGAGGUUGGGAAUUGUGGACGUGUUCGAGCCAAGAGCAGCAGAUCUCUCGCCAAUGACACCUGAUCUAGGUGUGUACGCCAGAGACGUGCAACAGAGCAUAGGAGUGAACAUCAGGAAUUACAUGAAACCAGACAGGACCCACUCUCGUAAUGGAUUGUUCGAGAGAGCAGGACCAGUGCCAUUCACGGUCGUUCAUCCCUUCCUCUAUUUCAUCGUGGACGCGGAAACUUCGGUAGUCCUGAUCGCUGGUCGCGUCAACGAUCCAUUAAAUUCGCGAAUACUAUAG
Messenger RNA from Habropoda laboriosa, 1995 nucleotides. RefSeq lists its product as uncharacterized. Lineage: Eukaryota; Metazoa; Arthropoda; Insecta; Hymenoptera; Apidae. Gene Ontology annotation, molecular function: serine-type endopeptidase inhibitor activity. The record is from RefSeq and is a predicted model, not a curated record. Bases 1 to 1995 code for a protein of 664 amino acids. The transcript is spliced from 7 exons.